AUGGAUUCUCCACAACCGAAGACCUUCUUGGCUACGCUCAACUUCUGGCGUGGAUCUGAAAAUGGAGGUACCGACGAAUACCGCCUUGGGACCGGAAACGACACCAACGUGAAUACAUAUUUCCAAGCCGACGUCUUGAUGACAGACGUCCGAGGCCACGAGCAUGAAUUCAAGCUCGACAAACAUGGUUUCCAAUUUGUGAAGCAUCGAUCCAAUUUCGGGCGGAAUGGCGAAUGGAGAGAUCGGGACAAGCUGAACGAGGUUUACUAUGCAGAACUUCGAGAUCUCAUCAAGAAACAUACGGGUGCCACGACUGUGAUUCCCAGAGGAAGGGUUGUGCGAGAUGAAAAACUUGCAACCGGCGACCCCAUUUCUGGUGAACGCAAGCGAAUAGGACCAUAUGCAACCCUCGCACAUGUAGAUUUUUCCUAUACAGGGGCACGACAAUACAUCGAGGCCUGGGGUCCAGAAGCGGUUGCUAAGGCCAUGAAAUGCCGCUGGGCAAUCAUUGCGACUUGGAGACCAAUCAUCAAGACCGCUACGAGGAUGCCAUUGGGCAUUUGUGAUGCAAGCAGCAUCGGAGACGAAGAUUUACGUGAAGUUAUGGGGAUGACGAAGGGCCGGGGUCAAAGUGGGCGGCCGCCUGCAUACAUGUGGAUGAUGGAAAAGCCUCGUUCUCCAGACCAGCACCGGUGGCUGUAUAUGAGUGAUAUGAAACCCGAAGAUGCAGUGCUCAUGAAGUUCUUCGAUACUCGUGAGGACGUUGCGCGUCGCACGCCGCACUCUGCCUUUGAGACACCUUUCGAUCACGGGCCGGAGAGGUCAAGCUUGGAAGUCCGAUCCUUGGUUCUUUGGGAGGAU
Molecule: messenger RNA, 861 nt
Organism: Bipolaris zeicola 26-R-13
Lineage: Eukaryota; Fungi; Ascomycota; Dothideomycetes; Pleosporales; Pleosporaceae
Exons: 3
Molecular function (GO): oxidoreductase activity
Source: RefSeq, a predicted model, not a curated record